This is a messenger RNA of Nematolebias whitei (Rio pearlfish), 420 nucleotides long. Its product is annotated as gonadotropin-releasing hormone II receptor-like. The transcript has 2 exons. Gene Ontology annotation, molecular function: gonadotropin-releasing hormone receptor activity; peptide binding. Bases 1 to 420 code for a protein of 139 amino acids. Gene Ontology annotation, biological process: G protein-coupled receptor signaling pathway. NCBI's taxonomy places the organism in Eukaryota, Metazoa, Chordata, Actinopteri, Cyprinodontiformes, Rivulidae. Gene Ontology annotation, cellular component: membrane. The record is from RefSeq and is a predicted model, not a curated record.
AUGGUCAGCAGAGACACAGCAGCUGCAUGUGAAUCACACCUGCGGCGCAGCGGCACUGACAUCAUCCCGAAGGCUCGGAUGAAGACUCUGAAGAUGACAGUGGUCAUCGUUAUGUCCUUUGUGGUGUGCUGGACUCCGUAUUACCUUCUGGGUAUCUGGUACUGGUUCAAUCCCAACAUGUUGAGCAUGACACCUGAGUAUGUUCACCACGCCCUGUUCGUGUUCGGUAACCUGAACACCUGCUGCGACCCCGUCAUCUAUGGCUUCUACACACCGUCCUUCAGGGCCGAUCUAGCAGCAUGCUACCGCCAGUCCAGGAGACACACCUCCCCCCAAUCUCUGAACCGCCUGUCUGCCAGGCAGGGUCCUCAUACCAGCGAAGAGCAACCUGCAGAUCCUGCCCAGGCUGCUAUAGACUGA